GUGUCCCGCGAAGAAUCGCCGCCACAGUUUUAAAAAAAAAUCUACCACGACGUCCUUUCUCGUUGGCUCUCCUCUGGAAAGGAAUUUUCGGGAACAGGAGGAGAGGGGAGUUUAGGAGAUCAGAUACUCAUCAAAUCUCCAAUUCUGGGACCUCAUUUCGCAUUUUUGCCGUAUACCGAGCUCUUUUCUUACCCCACCAAAAGCGUCCAUCAACGAUCGAUUGCCCAUCAUGCCGCCGAAGAAGGAGCAGAAAGUCGGUGGUGGCAAGAAGCCAUCUGCCGCGAAAAUGGUGGAGGACAGGACAUUUGGAAUGAAGAACAAGAAGGGAGCUCAAGCACAGAGGCAAAUCCAGCAGAUGACGGCCAACUUGAAGGGCAGUGGAAGCGCGGAAGAGAGAAAGAAGGCCGCCGAGAAGGCGCAGCGUGAGAAGGAGAAGAAGGCGGCUGAAGAUGCCAAAAGAGAAACAGAAGCGCUGUUAAACAAGCCAGCGCAGAUUCAGAAAGUCCCGUUCGGUGUCGACCCCAAAACGGUCGUCUGCAUUUUCUACAAGAAGGGUGACUGCGAAAAGGGAAAGAAGUGCAAGUUUGCUCACGAUUUGAGUAUCGAGCGAAAGACGGAAAAGAAGAACCUAUACACGGAUGUUAGACAAGAGGAGGAUGACAAGAAGAAGGUGGAGACUUCUGCAGACUGGGAUGAAGAGCAACUGCGCAAGGUUGUCUUGUCCAAGAAGGGUAACCAGAAGACCUCGACCGACAAGGUGUGCAAGUUUUUUAUCCAGGCCAUCGAGGACGGCAAGUAUGGUUGGUUUUGGAUUUGUCCAAAUGGUGGCGAUAAGUGCAUGUAUAAGCAUGCUCUCCCGCCUGGAUUUAUUCUCAAGACAAAGGAACAGAGAGCGGCUGAAAAGGCCCUUCUCGAUAAAUCACCGCUCAAGACUCUGACCCUUGAAGAUUUCCUGGAGUCGGAGCGUCACAAGCUUACCGGAACGCUGACACCUGUUACGCCUGAGACUUUCGCCAAGUGGAAGAAGGAGCGUAUGGACAAGAAGGCCGCCGAGGAACAAGCUCGCAAGGCCAAGGAUUCCACCGGUCGUGCCCUCUUUGAGAGCGGCAAGUGGAGAGAUGAUGAGUCCGAGGCAGAGAGUGAAGAUGAAGACGACCCUUGGAACUUGGAGAAGCUGCGUCGCGAGACUGAGGCUCUACGGCAGAAGAAGGAAGAGGAGCGCCUCAAGGUUCUGGCUGAUGGAGGAUUGCUGCCAGCUGUGGUUGACAACACGCCAGAAGGAGCAGAUGACGACAACAGCGCUGGCGAGGCGGGUGAGAGUGCAGGCGAUGUUACUGGAGAGGCUUCUUCGGCCGCACAGGUAGGCCAAGAAGUACCUGCUGCUUGAAUGGCUGCGGAAUAGCACUCAAAGCUGAGGCGAUUCCAAGCUUCCCAUCUCUGCGAAACACUGCGUGAGGGAAUUCCGAGCACCUGCUGGAGCCAGAAAUGGCCAAUGGUUUCCAGGAGGGCCGCGGUGAUUUGCUAUUCGUAAAAGAAAGCUUCUUGCCUUGGAUAGGUGGAUGGCUGUGGCGGUGGCCGCACACUUACCUCAUACCGCUAGUUUACGUGUCUUGUAUUAGACUGGCACCGCAUCAGCUUCCCAUUAGAAAUGAUCUUGAUGAGAAGGGACUCGAAAUGAGUAGGGAGAGAAAGGGGGGAGAUUAGUAUUGCACCUGACAGCCCCCAAGAGUGGGAAAGGCUAAGACGCAAAACAAAGACGGGAAGAAGAGGUACAGCUGGAACCAAUAGUCACCCCAAGAGUAGACUGAAUACACUCAACAAGCGGCUUGAUAUUUACUUUAUUGCACUGUCGAUCAAAACAAAAAAGAAGACAUAAAAAAA
Trichoderma atroviride IMI 206040 is the source of this 1881-nucleotide messenger RNA. RefSeq lists its product as uncharacterized. Gene Ontology annotation, cellular component: cytosol. NCBI's taxonomy places the organism in Eukaryota, Fungi, Ascomycota, Sordariomycetes, Hypocreales, Hypocreaceae. Gene Ontology annotation, biological process: cytoplasmic translation. Gene Ontology annotation, molecular function: mRNA binding; metal ion binding. The record is from RefSeq and is a predicted model, not a curated record.